GCCUACCCCGCACGCACGUCCACCCCUCCUCGGCGCUGGCGGUGGGGGCGGCGCGACCGGUGGCGCGCCGCGCACCAAAGGAGGGGAGGGGGAUUCGCGAGGUUGAAGGGCGAGCUAAAGAUGGAACGGGUGGUUGCGGUUGGGGUCGGACGCGACGCGAGUAGUGGCGAUCCAGUCCUCCGCCUCGCCGCGCGCCCCGCGCCUCUAUUUAUACCGCGGCCAUCCCUCCCCGGCACACCCGCGUACGUGAGCGCUACCACCAGAGAGAUCGAUCUCCCGGGCCGCAGCAGCACCACCAGCGGAAGCGGAGCGGCAGGAUGUCGUGGCAGACGUACGUCGACGAGCACCUCAUGUGCGAGACCGAGGGCCACCACCUCACCUGCGCCGCCAUCAUCGGCCACGACGGCACCGUCUGGGCUCAGAGCGCCGCCUUCCCGUCGUUCAAGCCUGAGGAGAUGUCCAACAUCAUGAAGGACUUCGACGAGCCCGGGUUCCUGGCCCCGACAGGCCUCUUCCUCGGCCCCACCAAGUACAUGGUCAUCCAAGGCGAGCCCGGCGCCGUCAUCCGCGGGAAGAAGGGAUCUGGAGGCAUUACCGUGAAGAAGACCGGGCAGGCCCUCGUGAUCGGCAUCUACGAGGAGCCCAUGACCCCCGGGCAGUGCAACAUGGUGGUCGAGAGGCUCGGCGACUACCUCGUAGAGCAAGGCCUGUAAAAACGGGCGCCUUCGCUUCGACCCGCCGCCCGUCCGCGGUCGAAGAAGACGAAGCCCAAGCAACAAUACGACCGCCAGCACGUAGUAGUCUCUGUCGACGCACGCCUGGGGUUGUGCGUGGCUCGAUCCGUUACCUCCGGCAUUUCUUCCCCCCGCCCUUGUCGCCGAUCACCAGAGGCUCUUUUUCUUUCUUUGAUUUGUUGGUGUCGUUUUGGCAAAUAAUUUUGUGAUUUUCCUCCCGAAUUCGGUUGUCGUCUGAUUUGUGAACAACGAUAUAUAUAUGUGAUUGAACUGGUACCUAUUCUUUGUAAUGCGAGAAUGUGUAUGUAUUUCGUGCAAUCUCUUCCAGAUUUCCAAAGCACAUGAAAGAUAUAGAAAAGAAGACACCUGGUUAUGCGUUU
This is a messenger RNA of Panicum hallii, 1114 nucleotides long. RefSeq names its product profilin-A. NCBI's taxonomy places the organism in Eukaryota, Viridiplantae, Streptophyta, Magnoliopsida, Poales, Poaceae. Bases 318 to 713 code for a protein of 131 amino acids. The transcript has 3 exons. Gene Ontology annotation, molecular function: actin monomer binding. Gene Ontology annotation, cellular component: cell cortex. The record is from RefSeq and is a predicted model, not a curated record.